Gymnodraco acuticeps is the source of this 3953-nucleotide messenger RNA. RefSeq names its product ceramide transfer protein-like. NCBI's taxonomy places the organism in Eukaryota, Metazoa, Chordata, Actinopteri, Perciformes, Bathydraconidae. Gene Ontology annotation, biological process: ER to Golgi ceramide transport. The record is from RefSeq and is a predicted model, not a curated record. The coding region runs from base 527 to 2410 and encodes 627 amino acids. The transcript is spliced from 19 exons. Gene Ontology annotation, cellular component: Golgi apparatus. Gene Ontology annotation, molecular function: phosphatidylinositol-4-phosphate binding.
CUGCAGCUCCUCCCCCCGACCUGAAUGAAGACAACCUCCUCCGCUACUGCUAACCAAACUGCGGAACUACAGCAGCGACACACACGGUCAUUUGUAGCCUGAAGUUUAAGACACAGCGUGAACACGAAGGCCUUCUUCAUCGAUCACUCUUUGCAGCAGAUUACCCACCGCAGCUAAAAUAGCUAACGAGUCACAAGUGGCUAGUUAAGUUAACGUCGUUUGACAGCUAACGCUAACUAGCUAGUCUGUUUAGUAUUUGACAUCAGUUUCAAAACAAAGCCCGCAAAACGGAGAAGUUGAGAGUCAGCUGUCACCUGCAGAGAAGCUGGAGACUAAACUGAGUCUAAGUCUGUAAACCGAUAAAGAUACAUGACGCUUUUAAGAUAAUGUUUAAUACACUCGGUUAAUGCUUAAUUAAGACUACUUCGUUAGAGAAACAGGUUUUUGGUUGUAGCGAGUUUGAUCUCAUCCAGCAGCUACGCGGUUCUCUCGAUAUACAUCAGAUUUCCUUCAAACUUGGAUUUAAAUGUCCGAAAAGAGUUCAUCGUCCGGUUCGGAUGAGGAUGUGGACCCGGAGGCCGCCCAGCAUGUGGACGUCGGAGGUGUUUUAAGCAAGUGGACAAAUUACAUACACGGAUGGCAGGACCGAUGGGUUGUGUUGAAGAACAACACCCUGAGCUACUACAAGUCAGAGGACGAGCGGGAGUACGGCUGCAGGGGGUCUCUGUGCCUCAGCAAGGCUUUUAUCGCACCUCAUGAGUUUGACGAGUGUCGUUUUGACAUGAGCGUGAACGACAGUGUGUGGUACCUCCGGGCUGAGGAUCCCGAGCACAGACUGCAGUGGAUCGAGUCCAUAGAGCUGCACAAGGCCGAGUCGGGUUACGGUUCAGAAAGCAGUCUCAGGCGUCAUGGGUCCAUGUUGUCUCUCACCUCAGCAGCCAGUGCCCUGUCCGCCACGUCCACAUCCUCCUUCAAGAAGGGGCACAGGUUGCGUGAGAAGCUCGCUGAAAUGGAAACCUUCCGGGACAUUCUGUGCAGACAAGUGGACACGCUGCAGAAAUACUUUGACUCCUGUGCUGACGUUGUCUCCAAAGAUGAAUUUCAGAGAGAUAGAGAAGAAGAAGAAGAAGAAGAAGAGGAUGAAGAGGACUUUCCCAACACUACAAGAACUGAUGGUGAAUGUAAUCACAACAACAAUGGCAGCAAAGAGAAAUUGUUUCCACCUGCCAGUCCCAAAGGUAUGAAUGGAAUAGACUUCAAGGGGGAGGCCAUCACCUUCAAGGCCACCACGGCAGGCAUCCUUUCCACUCUGUCCCACUGCAUCGAGCUGAUGAUGAAGAGAGAGGACAGCUGGCAGAAGAGAGUGGACAGGGAGCUGGAGAAGAGGAAGAGGGUAGAAGAUGCCUACAAGUCUGCGGUGAAUGAGCUGAAGAAAAAGUCCCACUACGGAGGACCCGACUACGAGGAGGGGCCCAACAGUCUGAUCAAUGAGGAAGAGUUCUUCGAUGCGGUGGAAGCUGCUCUGGACAGACAGGACAAGAUAGAGGAGCAGUGCCACUCGGAGAAGGUCAGGAUACCUCGACUAAGCCCCGUUCCUCCGGGUGACGCCUACUCCACCAUCGGUACACACCGAUACGCCGUCAAGCCCCAUAGCCACUCCUCUUCCCUCUCCUCCGUUGAGCUAGUCAGUGCCUCCGAUGACAUUCACAGAUUCAGCGCUCAGGUGGAGGAGAAUGUGCAGAACCACAUGACCUACUCUCUUCAGGAUAUGGGUGGAGAUGCCAACUGGCAGCUGGUAAUAGAAGAAGGAGAGAUGAAGGUGUACAGGAGGGAAGUGGAGGAGAACGGUAUUGUGCUGGAUCCUCUCAAAGCCACGCAUUCAGUGAAGGGCGUGACGGGACACGAGGUCUGCCACUACUUCUGGGACACGGCGGUCCGAAUGGACUGGGAGACCACUAUUGAAAACUUCAACGUUGUGGAAACGCUCUCUGAUAACGCCGUCAUUGUUUACCAGACGCACAAGAGAGUGUGGCCGGCCUCUCAGAGAGACGUGCUCUAUCUGUCAGCCAUCAGGAAGAUCCUGUCGACCAAUGAGAACGACCCCGACACGUGGCUGGUGUGCAACUUCUCUGUGGACCACAACGAUGCCCAGCCCACAAACCGGUGCGUUCGUGCCAAAAUCAAUGUUGCUAUGAUCUGCCAAACGCUGGUCAGCCCACCAGAGGGGGAUAAAGAGAUCAGCAGAGACAACAUCCUUUGUAAGAUCACCUACGUUGCCAAUGUAAACCCAGGAGGCUGGGCGCCGGCCUCCGUCCUCAGAGCCGUGGCCAAGAGAGAGUAUCCCAAGUUCCUCAAACGCUUCACCUCCUACGUCCAGGAGAAAACGGCUGGGAAGCCCAUCCUCUUCUGAACGCAAUGAGGCUUGCGGAGGGCCACGUUCGCCCAGUGGAAAGACUACAUUGUUCAGUGUUGAACCGGCGCUCAAAGACUACAUGACCCAUUCACUUAUCAAUAAGAAUGUGUUAAACUACUACUCGCAGGACCCUUUAUCACCCAGGACGUCCUGCUGGACUCCUGCUUGUAGAAGAGACUGGUUCUACGGCUUUAAUCCAUCAGUAGUUGUCGUCCCGGCCACCAUGUUGUUGGGCAUCGGUACACUUGUAUGUCAAUUCAAGAAUUGCCUAAGUGGUUUUUGAGUUGUUGUUGUUACCAAUGAUUGCUUUUUUUUGUAAAUUGUUUUGUACAUUUCUUAUGAUUACCUAUUUCUUGACUUUUGUUUGGGUUUGCUUUAAUCACUAGUAUUACAGCUACUUGUGUUGCUGCUGCUAAAGUAACUACCAUGAGAGAGGAGAGUCGAUUUUGACAAGACAGCGUUGAUGAGGUGUGGUGCAGCGUCUCCUCCUCCUGCCUUCUCCUGUCCCUCUGGUGAGGACUCUCUUUGCGGUUUGAUGCUUUGAAAUCUUUAUAUUUCUAGAUUGUAAUGAAACUAGCUGUCAGAAAGCACCAGGGACACAAUGUAUUGUACAGAGAAAAUAUGUUCUCAGUUAGUCUACCAAUAUGAGAAAUGUGAAUUGACUGUUAAAUGCUUGAAUUUGAUUACAUUCAUGGGCCAAGGACACCUGAAGCUGCAGAUUAAGUCAUGUUGGACAAUAUCUUUGACACGGUUGAAGUGAUAAUCAAUAAUUGAAUAUAAGUGUAGUUGACUGUGGUCUAUAGAUGCUUAUUUGCAGCCUACUGUCAGUGUGUAUUGUCUUUAAUCCCCACAUAACACAGGUUUUGACAGUCGUUUUGCAAAAGGCCAGCCAAAGUGUCUCAUGUAAAGUUGCCUCUCUUUUAUUGAGAGAUGAGUGGAUACGUUUUAUAAACCCCUGGGUGGAUUUUUACCAAAAAAAAAAAUCAUUCAUGAGUGUUUUUAAAUUAGUCCCGCUGCUAUUGAGCAAGAUAAGGUAACUUUGUAAUAUGUUGAGUAGGAUAUCAUCUACACCCCAGACUCCUAGUCAUACUCACAUUUCACAUGCCACACUACAGUGCAGUGGCCUCUUGCCCUUUGACUGAUAAACUACCCCCAGAAUGCCUUGGACACCAGGAUGGAAAUCCAGGUUAUAUUUACUGUACAUCCACCAGAUGUGCAUUUAUCAACACUGAAAUGAAGCGGGGGGGGGAGGGUCAGCAUUUCACAUCAUCUUACCUCAAGAUUUAAAUUGACUUUAGAUUGUAUUUGAUGACAAAAAGUUGGGAGUUUUGCAAUCACAAAGGGGUCAGAAUUAAGGAAGGAUCUGGAUUAUUGUUUUGCUGAUGAUUACAAGAGCCACGAGCAAUGUCAGCCGAAGAAUGCGUUUAGCGUUUUUAAUAUUUUGUAUAUUUCUAAGUUGUACAUCAGAAGUGUUAUUAUUUGCACUAAAUGUAAUGCAAUUUGACAAUGUUCUGUAAAUUAAAAUGGUUACACAACAGAA